This is a messenger RNA of Panicum hallii, 1598 nucleotides long. RefSeq names its product GDSL esterase/lipase At5g45670-like. The coding region runs from base 1 to 1095 and encodes 364 amino acids. Gene Ontology annotation, molecular function: hydrolase activity, acting on ester bonds. Lineage: Eukaryota; Viridiplantae; Streptophyta; Magnoliopsida; Poales; Poaceae. The transcript has 3 exons. The record is from RefSeq and is a predicted model, not a curated record.
AUGGGGCGGCGCGCGUGGCAGAUGGCCGCGGCGGCAAUCCUGGCCGUGCUCGGCGCGGCGGCGCGGCCGGCCGGGGCGGCGCCGCAGGUGCCGUGCUACUUCAUCUUCGGGGACUCGCUGGUGGACAACGGCAACAACAACUUCAUCGUGUCGAUGGCGCGGGCCAACUACCCGCCCUACGGGAUCGACUUCGCCGGCGGGCCCUCCGGCCGCUUCAGCAACGGGCUCACCACCGUCGACGUCCUCGCCAAGCUUCUGGGCUUCGACGAUUACAUCCCCCCGUUCGCCGGUGCAAGCAGCCAGCAGCUCCUCACCGGCGUCAACUUCGCCUCCGCCGCCGCCGGCAUCCGGGAGGAGACCGGCCAGCAGCUGGGCGGUCGGAUCAGCUUCAGCGGGCAGGUGCAGAACUACCAGUCGGCGGUGCAGGAGCUGGUGAGCAUCCUGGGCGACGAGGACUCGGCGGCGACGCACCUGAGCCGGUGCAUCUUCACGGUGGGCAUGGGCAGCAACGACUACCUGAACAACUACUUCAUGCCGGCCUUCUACAGCACGGGCAGCCGCUACACCCCGGAGCAGUACGCCGACACGCUGGCCGCCGACUACGCGCGGCUUCUGCAGGCCAUGUACAGCUACGGCGCCCGGAAGGUGGCGCUGAUCGGCGUGGGGCAGGUCGGGUGCAGCCCCAACGAGCUGGCGCAGCGGAGCCCCAGCGGCGUCGCCUGCGUCGAGGAGAUCAACGCCGCCGUCCGGAUCUUCAACCGGCGGCUCGUCGGCCUCGUCGACCGCUUCAACGCGCUCCCCGGCGCGCACUUCACCUACGUCAACGUGUACGGCAUCUUCGAGGACAUCCUCCGCACCCCCGGCGCGCACGGGCUCCGGGUCACCAACGCCGGGUGCUGCGGGGUGGGCAGGAACAACGGGCAGGUGACGUGCCUCCCGUUCCAGAUGCCCUGCGCCAACCGCCACGAGUACCUCUUCUGGGACGCCUUCCACCCGACGGAGGCGGCCAACGUCCUCGUCGGCCAGAGGACCUACAGCGCCAGGCUCGCCUCCGACGUCCACCCCGUCGACAUCCGGACACUCGCAAGGCUCUAGAGCUGCGGGGCGGCCGCGUCAGCAGAGCGUAUCAUAGGCUUCGGUUUCUUGGACCUGUGAAUUGUGUGUGACAGAUAUACCAUCGUGUGGGCGUGACCCAAAAGGGUUCUUCUUGGGUGCACAACAUAUAGGCGAUACUGAGUCUGAACUGCAAUUUUAUGGCAUCAUUUUCAAAGUGUGUAACUAAGCAGCAGCUUGGCAUCUUGCCAUUUUGGAAACCAUGUACGGUUUGGAGUAAGCAUCAGUUGUACUUGGCUACUUGCAUCAUUGGGAACGAACGUUCACAAGCCCGCGGGCAGCAUUCACUUGGGGAAAUUUCGAGACCGGCUCGUGACGCGCGAAAACGACAGCGCGACAGCUCGACAUGUGCCCGGGACACGGCUGUACUGUACCGGCAAGAAGCUCGUGCGAUCGUGCGAGGCGCGUCCACGGGCGGCAUGGCCGCCGCCUUGGCGGGUUGGGGUUGGGCCGUCGCCUCGACGGACAGGCCCCUGCAGAUCCGC